AUAAUACGUAGGUACCUACUAUAAUAUCACUAUAAUAUACACAUAAUAUAUCAUAUAACAUAUACUUGUGUAUACUGUUGAACACUUAUUACUUUUUUUUUUUAAUAUCAUCAUUGAUUACCUCGGUAAUCAAUAAUCGUUGUACAAAUGUGUAGCACGGCAACUGACAAGUUUCUAUCAUGAUUCACGGCAAGACAACUUGCAGAGAUGCAGGUUUAUACUCCUUGCUAUGGUACAAUUUUCUGAGAAAAAUCACAAGGUUUAUGUGUCAAAAUGGUUGACAUAACAUAUUCGAAUGUGGACGAAGAAAUGGCAUUUAUUCAGAACAAGUGUCUCAACAACAGCUAUCAAAAAGGAUGCAUAAAAGCUAACGAUGUCGUGUUACCAGUCUACUACAAAAAGUUUGAAAAAUGUAUAGAAGACAUGGACAUCAGAGACGAUGACAUUUGGGUCUGCAGCUUCAUGAAAGCAGGAACUACAUGGUGCCAGGAGAUGACGUGGUGUAUUGCAAACGAUUUGGACUUCAAUGGUGCCAAACAAAAUCUGUUCGAAAGAUUUCCUUUCUUAGAGUAAUUAUUACUAUAUAUAAGCGAUAUACCUAUCAUUAUACUCUGUCCAGCGAAAGAGCGCAAUACAGGAGGUUGAUGACUUUUGGAGAAGAUACUCUGUAAUAACCACAGCUACUUUUCAAUGGAGGGUGCUUACAUAGGGCCUUCUCGAACUACAAUUCAUCGGGGGUGUAGACCUAUCUAUUUAAAAAAAUUUUCUCGCUUAGCGUGAAACGUUUUUACUAAAAUUAUAUUAAAUACAUUACCUAUAUAAUAUAUAAAUAAGAAUUUUUUAAAAAUUUAAAUUAGUGCUUUGCCUAUGUAAAACUUUAUUAAGUUACCUCUAAUAAUAUUUUAGCAAUUAACUCAGCCGCAUACUUUACCUGUUAUAUAUAAAAGCUGUUACCCGUGGCUUCUAUAUUUUAACAGCGUUACGAGUUACGACCCUUCCGGUAACCAAGAAAAUUUUUUUUAUAUUUUAAUAUAAAAAUUAAAAUAUUAAUUGAUUUCUAUUUUUCUAGUAGAUUAAAACUACUUACAAAAUGAUUAAGGUAAGUAAAUUCCUUAGAAAGAAGAAGUAAGAAUAAGAAAGAAAAGUAUUUAUAGUAGGGUUCCAUAAUUUGAAAUGUAUUAUUUUAAAUUAAAUGUU
Messenger RNA from Myzus persicae (green peach aphid), 1197 nucleotides. RefSeq lists its product as uncharacterized. The transcript has 3 exons. Gene Ontology annotation, molecular function: sulfotransferase activity. The record is from RefSeq and is a predicted model, not a curated record. Lineage: Eukaryota; Metazoa; Arthropoda; Insecta; Hemiptera; Aphididae. The coding region runs from base 274 to 573 and encodes 99 amino acids.